Hemibagrus wyckioides is the source of this 498-nucleotide messenger RNA. RefSeq names its product neuropeptide FF-amide peptide precursor like (gene npffl). The coding region runs from base 13 to 375 and encodes 120 amino acids. NCBI's taxonomy places the organism in Eukaryota, Metazoa, Chordata, Actinopteri, Siluriformes, Bagridae. Gene Ontology annotation, molecular function: neuropeptide hormone activity. The transcript is spliced from 3 exons. The record is from RefSeq and is a predicted model, not a curated record.
GCGGUGUGUGUGAUGGACGUGAGUGUGUGGUCUGUGGUGUUUGGCGUGUUCCUGGUGGUUUCCGGGGCGACACAUGGGAUCACAGAUGGAGACACGGCUCUGGACUCUGAGGAGAACAUGGCAGAGACGCUGGUGAGUGAGCAGCAGGCUGGUGGUGUUAAUGAUGAUCACCUUCUGAAGAUGGUGCUGAGUUUGUUACUGCACAACCUCCAGAGACACACACGAGACCCAUCAGUGUUACACCACCCUCAACGGUUUGGGCGUGGUUCACACUCUGAUGUUGGCAAUGGUGAGAGAAUUCAGUCUCGGGACUGGGACAGCGUUCCACAACAGAUCUGGAGCCUCGCUGUGCCACAGAGAUUCGGCAGAAAGUAGCUUAUAAACACACACACACACACACUCACAGAUUAUUCACACAGUACCAGAGGAAUCAUUGAAUGUGUGUUCAGAUUGUUUAAUAUAAAAGAUAAAGUUAUUAUUCAUUUCUGCUCAUUAAUA